Messenger RNA from Argentina anserina (silverweed cinquefoil), 1802 nucleotides. RefSeq lists its product as uncharacterized. Bases 122 to 1303 code for a protein of 393 amino acids. The transcript is spliced from 5 exons. The record is from RefSeq and is a predicted model, not a curated record. Lineage: Eukaryota; Viridiplantae; Streptophyta; Magnoliopsida; Rosales; Rosaceae.
CUCUCACUCUCUACAAAGCUUCAGCUUCUUCUUUUGAGCUUUUGGGACCCUGAGGCUAUUACUAUAUCUUCACCCAGCCGCAAACCUCCAUCACUUUCUUUUGCUUCUUUCCAUUUCACUCAUGGCUGAUGAGUUCGACCACGCUGCGUUUUGGUUACCUCAAGAGAUUCUGACUGAUUCCGACGAUGAAAUCAGCCCCACGGUGGACUCUGGCGGCAUGAAAAUGAGCUUCUUUGGCUCCGAAAGUGAUGUUGACUCUAAGACGGCUCUCUUUCCUUUCGAGUUUCCUUACUCUGGCUUCGGUGCUCCGGUGGAGUCCAGCGAGACUGAGAGCGAUGAGGAAGAGUAUCUCGCUGGUUUGACUCGCCGGCUGGCUCAGUCGACUCUUGACAACUCCAAGCCGUGGGUCUCGCCUAAUUCACCGCAAUCGACUCUGUGCGCGGCAGGGAGUGGUUGCAGCUGCGGCGGACUAGGAUCGAGCAGGGGAAGCCCAAACGUUCAGUCGCCGCCGGCAACUUGGGAUCUCCUACAUGCAGCUGCAGGGGAGGUUGCCAAGAUGCGCAUCCAGGAAGAAGCUAUGCGUUUCAACCCCAAAAGCAGAGGCAUCUUGGGAGCUCCAAGAGAGCCCUCUCCAGCCACUGUCCCUGAUUUCGGGUACUUCCUCCAGCACCAACAGCCGUCGCUUUCCCAGAAGCACUUGCAGCUUGAGCGGUUGAGACAGCAACAGAUUCUGAAGAACAACAUAGCCGCGGCGCUUGUUCAGUCACAGGCGGCCAGAAGGUUCCAACACCAGCGGACUCAGUCUCUUCCGGUGGUUCAGAACCAGGUUAGGAGCAGCAACAAUGGGCCUCUGGCACUCUCGCCGUCGGCUUGGCCGGCACUGCAGCAAGCUCAACUGCAACAAUUUCAGCCCAAUGGGCCCGGAUUCCGAGGUGUUCUCGUUGGAGCCAAAAAGGAGUCUACUGGUACUGGUGUGUUCUUGCCCCGCCAAAUUGGAACCACCACCCCAUCUGAAUACCCUCCUCGCGUCAAGAAGCAACAGCAACUACCCAAACAAGCUUGCCCAACGGUUUUCGUCCCGGCCAAAGUAGUGCAUGCGCUGAAGUUGAACGUUGAGGAAAUGCGCGUACAAUCGCAGCCACAGCUCCAAGUCCAUAACCGUUUCGAUGCUAGAAACAUUCAUGACUAUGAACUUGCUCUUAGGGUUCGGAAGAACAACAUGGCACAGCAGAAUCUCAGCUUGAUGAGGCCACAUACACCAGUGAACCAUGAGCUUAGGCUUCCGCAGGAGUGGACUUACUAGCUUUCUGUGGGUUUGUUUGUGAUUUAGGGGGUUGUUUAGGAAAAUUGAACAAGGUUUUAGGAAAGAAUUAAUAGGGAAAGGUAAUAGGGUCAAAUAGUAUUAGGAGUGCAGGACAAAAAAGAUAGGGGUUUUGAGAAUGACAGGACAUGGAGGAAGUGCUUGGAACAAAGAAGAUGAAAGAAGGAAAUGUUUGUGUUCUGGGUUUAGGUGGAAAAAUAAAUGCUCGCCUAGUUUGGGGCCAAGCUGCAGCAGUAUAGGCACUACCAAACAGGCAGCCUUCUCUGUUCUCUUCUGGCUGGGCUCAAGGAGCGAUGGAGUGAUGGAGACUGGUCCCUUUUGUGGUUUUUGAUUUUGGGAUAUUAGGUUUGGGAAAUUUAGAAAUAUCGGUGGGAAUUUUUUUAAAUCCAGAAAUUCAAAUUGUGUCUUUCUUAUUCCCAAAUCUGUCCACAGACCAUGUCCAGGAGUAUUAUUAUGAUAUAAUAAAAGGAUGUAUUUGCAA